Glycine soja is the source of this 811-nucleotide messenger RNA. RefSeq names its product V-type proton ATPase subunit G1-like. Bases 243 to 575 code for a protein of 110 amino acids. Gene Ontology annotation, biological process: proton transmembrane transport. Gene Ontology annotation, molecular function: proton-transporting ATPase activity, rotational mechanism. NCBI's taxonomy places the organism in Eukaryota, Viridiplantae, Streptophyta, Magnoliopsida, Fabales, Fabaceae. The transcript is spliced from 4 exons. Gene Ontology annotation, cellular component: vacuolar proton-transporting V-type ATPase complex. The record is from RefSeq and is a predicted model, not a curated record.
UUAGAGGAGUUGGAUCCAAAUUUGUCCAUGUAAAAUUUGUGAUUCUGUAAUUGGAUGAUGAUUCCUGCUUGCCUUCAAUUUCAUUUUUAAGUUUACUGUCCCUUCUUACUGGUAUUUGUUUGCAAGAUCGUCAAUUGCAACCAGAUCGCCACCACAACUACAAUAUAAAGCUUGAAACCUGUGAAACUGCAACGGCUACUGCAAUAUAUAACUUGACACAUCUGAAACCUCAAUAUUAAUGAAUGGCAUCCAACAGGGGUCAAGGUGGAAUUCAGCAGCUGUUGGCUGCUGAACAAGAGGCACAACGGAUUGUGAAUGCUGCGAAAAAUGAAAAAUUGGCUAGGUUGAAGCAAGCCAAGGAAGAGGCUGAAAAGGAGAUUGCUCAAUACCGAGCUCAACUAGAGGCUGAGUUUCAAAAGAAAGUGUCAGACAGUACUGGAGAUUCUGGAGCUAAUGUCAAGCGGCUUGAGCAAGAGACUGAUGAAAAAAUCCAGCACCUGAAAACGGAGGCUGCAAGAAUAUCGGAUGAUGUUGUUGCCAUGCUUCUCAAGCAUGUAACAAGUGUGAAAAAUUAGGACCCUUUGAUAUAUAUUGGUGCUGAGGACUUCUAAAUUAUGAUGAUUAUUAUUCCGAGUUUAUUUUUUACUCUAGAUAUUCUGGUGCGGGUGAGAUCCUUGUUUUGGUUACAAUGCUUAAUACCUUGCUGCACUGUACUCAGUCAGAAAUGACUUCAAAUUUGUUAAAAUAAACAUUUCGGAAUUAAAAGACAAGUGUAUUUUGUGUUGCUAUUUUAACAAGUGUUUGAGGACUA